Molecule: messenger RNA, 1053 nt
Organism: Phaeoacremonium minimum UCRPA7
Lineage: Eukaryota; Fungi; Ascomycota; Sordariomycetes; Togniniales; Togniniaceae
Product: putative electron transfer flavoprotein subunit alpha protein
Exons: 2
Coding region: 1-1053 (350 amino acids)
Cellular component (GO): mitochondrion
Molecular function (GO): electron transfer activity; flavin adenine dinucleotide binding
Source: RefSeq, a predicted model, not a curated record
AUGUUGCUCACCGUUCCGAGAGCAGCUCUGCGGCAUUCCGUUCACAGAUUGGCCCCGCUGGCCUCCAAAACGCCCUCAAUCAGCCCCGCGGCCCUUCGUCGAUUGGCUUCAACACUGGCAAUCCUAGAACACAGGGAGGGACAGCUGAACGUUGGCUCACUCAGCGCAAUCGCAGCAGCCAAGAAGCUUGGUGGCUCUAUUCACGCUUUUGUUGCUGGUAGCAAUGUCAAGCCUGUGGCUGAAGAGGCAGCGAAGGCAGACGGUGUCGAGAAGAUUGUGGUUGUAGAGAAUGGAGCUUAUGACAAGGGCCUUCCAGAGAACUUCGCUCCGUUGCUGGUCGAGAACAUCAAGAAGGGCGGCUACACACACGUCAUUGCAGGACACACAGCAUUUGGAAAGAACCUUCUACCCCGUGUUGCGGCGCUGCUUGAUUCGCAGCAGAUCUCAGACAUCACUGCAGUCGAGAACGAGAACACCUUUGUUCGCCCAAUCUAUGCCGGAAACGCCAUAGCAACUGUGGAAUCUUCCGACAGCAUCAAGAUUAUCACUAUUCGUGGUACUGCCUUCCCGGCAGCAGAGCUCGGCAGCGGCUCAGCCUCAGUCGAGGACGGUGUUGACCCCAAGGCCGAGAGCUCAACCGAAUGGGUGUCAGAAGAUCUUGCUAAAUCAGACCGGCCUGACCUGGCAACGGCCAGCAAGGUUGUCUCCGGAGGCCGAGGUCUGAAGUCAAAGGAGGAGUUCGACAAGAUAAUGCUACCCCUAGCAGAUGCCCUAGGCGCUGCUGUUGGUGCAUCAAGAGCUGCUGUUGACAGCGGCUAUGCGGAUAACAGUCUACAAGUUGGCCAAACUGGAAAGGUUGUGGCUCCUCAGCUAUACUUGGCGGUCGGUAUUUCCGGAGCGAUCCAGCACUUGGCAGGUAUGAAGGACAGCAAGGUGAUUGCAGCAAUCAACAAGGAUGCAGAUGCACCAAUAUUCCAGGUCGCUGAUGUGGGACUGGUGGGAGAUCUGUUCGAGAAAGUCCCUGAGCUCACAGAGAAGCUCAAGAGUUCAUAG